AUGUCGUCGCGUAGGAACGCUAACCUCACCCCCGGUCAGUCAUCGAAGAAACGUGUGAAGAACCAUCUGAAGCAGCCCUUAAUGCGCGAGCGCACCGAGUCUCAUAUCAAAACGCUCGAGCAGUACCGAGGCCUCGCGUCACAAAAGCCCGCCCACUACCACCAGGCUGUUCUCUGGCACAACGAGCAACUCCAGUCAGGAAUAGAGAGCUCCGCCAAGGGUGCGAAUAUCAUACAACUUCCAUUUCAGUAA
Penicillium brevicompactum is the source of this 252-nucleotide messenger RNA. RefSeq lists its product as uncharacterized. NCBI's taxonomy places the organism in Eukaryota, Fungi, Ascomycota, Eurotiomycetes, Eurotiales, Aspergillaceae. The record is from RefSeq and is a predicted model, not a curated record. The coding region runs from base 1 to 252 and encodes 83 amino acids. The transcript has a single exon.